This is a messenger RNA of Aureococcus anophagefferens, 1671 nucleotides long. RefSeq lists its product as hypothetical. NCBI's taxonomy places the organism in Eukaryota, Pelagophyceae, Pelagomonadales, Pelagomonadaceae. Bases 1 to 1671 code for a protein of 556 amino acids. Gene Ontology annotation, molecular function: protein binding. The record is from RefSeq and is a predicted model, not a curated record. The transcript has a single exon.
AUGGUGAACGCGAGCUCCAGCGCGCCGCGCGCGCUCGACGCCUCGCGGCCCGCCGCCGCGCCGCCGGCGGCGACCUUGGACCAGCUCGUGGCGAUCCACGGCCGGAGCUACGUGGACCACCUCCGGUCGCCGGACGAGCUCCUCGCGGAGGCGCAGCUGCGCCACGCGAAGCCGUCGCCGGGCGAGCCCCACGGCCCCGUCGCCUGCGCCUACCUCGCGCGCGAGAUCCACCGGCUCUGCGGCGCCGCCGUGCCGCGGCUGCGCUUCGCGGCCUUUUCGGAGGCGUUCGCGGAGCAGACGUACGUCGUCCUCGCCGCGGAGCGCGGCGACGCGGCCGGCCGCGACGCCGCGCUCGCCGCCUGCACGGCGGCGCUGGGCUGCGCCGCGUCGUCCGCGGGGUCGAGCUUCGCGUCGAAGCCCCUCGCCUGCCCGCGGCUCUCGGUCCGCGGCCGCGACGGCGCGCGCGACGCGCGGGCGCUGCCGCGCUGGGGCGACGACGGCCCGCUGCCCCUCGCGGCCGUGCUCGGCGGCGCCGUGCGGGGCCGCGCGCGCGUCGCGGCGGCGGACCUGCCCUUCCUCCUCGUUUUAGACGCCGGGGCGACGACGCUCGCGGUCGAGCUCGUCGACGCGCGGCGCGGGCCGGCGGGCCUCGUCGUCGGCGCGAUGUACGCGGUCGUCGGGGAACGCCCCGGCUUCGCGGACCGCGAGGCGCUGGCCCAGCUCCUCGACGCGGCCAAGGCGCGGGAGCGGUGGCCCGCGCUGACGCUCGCGGUCCCGGAGGCGACGGUUUUGGACCUCGCGUCGCGCCUCGAGCGGUCGUCGCGCGAGCUCUCCGCGGCGGCGCACGUGGCGGCGCUCGAGGCCUUUUCGGCGCGCAACGCGCCGCCGGGAGGCGCCGACGCGCGCGCCGUCGCGUGUCUCGGCGCGCUGCGCGACGGCGUGCGCCACGGCGCGCUCGGCGACCUCGGCCCCGCGACGACGGCCGCGCCGCCGCCCGAGGCCGGCGGAUUCCUGAUCGCCCGCCAGCGCAAGGACCGGGGCGGCGCGCUCUUCCGCGCGGGCGACCUCGCCGCGGCCCAGCGGUGCUGGCGCGGCGCGCUGGAGAUUCUGCGGGACGCGCGCGCGGACCCGGACCGCCUCCGGCCGGCGCUCCACGCGAACCUCGCCGAGCUCCUCCUGCGGCGGCGCAACUGGGCCGGCGCGGCGGCGCAGGCGACGGCGGCGCUCGCGGCGGACGCGCGCCACGUCAAGGCGCGCGUGCGGCGCUGCCGCGCGCGGCGGCGCCUCGGCGACGCGGCGGGCGCGCUCGACGACGCGAGGCGCGCCGUCGACGCGGCGGGCCACGACUUCACGCUCCGACGCGCGCUCGCGCCGCUCGUCGCCGCCUGCGAGCGCGGCGCCGCGGACGCGCCCGCGCGGGAAGAGGAGGCGCCCAAGGGGCUGCCCGCGGACCUCUACGCGGACAAGGAAGCGAAGCGGGAGGAGGAGGAGGACGACAAGGAGCCGGAGGCGACCGCGGAGGAGAAGGUCCAGCGGACCUUCGCGACGCUGGUGGAGGACGCGCUCAAGACGGGCACGGCGGAGGCCAUGGCCGUCACGGAGGCGGACCUCACGGAGGAGGACUACGCGCGCUACUACCGCGACGCGGAGCGGGCGUUUCGCGAGAAUUAA